GAAAACCAGAAGUCACCCUCCACCCCCCAUCCUCCACCCAGUACAUACACAGACACAAACAACACAGUUGCACACAACAAGGUAGGACACCAGGUGCCCAGCCUUGAGAACUGGGGUGGUGGGUUAAAGAGUCUCUUACGGCAUGCCAACUCUCCCCACACUCCCAGUGUCAGAGGAGUUACGACAUGAUCACGUGACAAUCAAGUGCGGGCCUUGGACUGUAAUAAAAAAGCACCGAGUCGGCACGAGAUUGCGUCUACAUGUAUGUAGGGUAUGCGUGUAUAGUAUGUAUAUC
Molecule: messenger RNA, 295 nt
Organism: Geodia barretti
Lineage: Eukaryota; Metazoa; Porifera; Demospongiae; Tetractinellida; Geodiidae
Source: the annotation of a GenBank genome assembly